AUGAGCGUACUCAAUUCCAUGCGUCCAAUUCGCGUGCUCCCCACGCGGGGGAAGAUCAAAGUCUCUCUCGUUUGGAAACAACAGAAUCUUCGAGUCGUGCACGAGAUAGACGCUCGAAUAUUACGGAAGCGCGCUCCCUCCGACGAUGAGGAAGACACAGACGGUCGCCCUCUGAAGAAACGGAACUGUACUCGCUUAGAACAAGUCGUCUUGUCUAUGAGCAACGUCUGUUUGGCCGAUAGCGCUCAGACAGUAGAAGAUAAAGGAUGUGGCGCAGGUGGUCGGAAAUACGAUGACACACAUUCCGAAGGCAUCUCAGACACUGCAGGGUCUAGCGGCGUUCCUCCUGGUGGUAUGCGUGGCGAAAGAGAUAGGGAGAACCGAGGUUCGUCGAGCGGGCAUGUAGACGAAGAGACUGGUCUGGGAGAUAAGAACGAAGAAGUGGAAGACAGAGUAGAGGAAGGCGAUGAGGAGGCAUUAAAGGAAACACAUGAAGAUGCGCAAGAUGAGAAAGAGCAGCGCGGACCAACAGGCGAAGACUCUUAUCUCAAGGGCUCGACUGGUUAUCAAGAGAUGGAUCCUUCAUCGGUAUCAGUUCAAGCUCUCCUCCUACAACGGCGAGAGCACCAGAACUACGGUAGUGACUCGGACAAUGAUUUGAGUACAACUAUGGGCCAUGCCUCGGCUCCUAAACCUUUGCAGAGUGGCUCCGGCCUUUGCUCCAAGAACAAGGGGAAAGGGAGAGAGCCACCACCGUGUUCGCCGUCCUGGGACGGGCACCGCCCUCUAGUACCUGGAAUAAACGAAACAGAGCAUGGGGAGUCGUCUAAUGGUACACAUAGAUACACACAUGAUCAACUCAUAAUUGACUUGCUUGACAAGAGAGCUACCCAAGGGCCGUCCGCCACCUCCAACCAACUUGAUUGGGGUGAACGCCCCUCGUCACCGCAUAUGCCCAACAUUAACGACGCAAAGCCGGUGCUUCUUCAGAUCCCUCGCUCAAUUCCACAACAAACAGCAGAGAGGCCGACGCCCCCGAAGCCCCUGAAGGCUUACCCACCGCUCGAACCACCAACCGUGGAGAAGUUACGCAAACUCUCGGGCUCGGGGCGACGUUCGAGCGGCCACGUCUAUCGCAUCGACGCCAAGGGCACUCGACCAGCAGGAACAUUCCCCUUGUACAUCUCCCGCGACAAUCUGGUCUCGCGCCCUUCCCGCCCACGUCUCGACCGCGGUCCAUCAACUACUCAGUAUCGGCGCAGUCGCGAAAUGAAGUGUGUCCAACAAACGGUAGCCGAGCUCAACAGAGCCAACAACGACAGAUCGUCUACGAAGACAAGAAAGGAGGAGCGCUCCAUUGACAGCAAGUAG
Molecule: messenger RNA, 1371 nt
Organism: Phanerochaete carnosa HHB-10118-sp
Lineage: Eukaryota; Fungi; Basidiomycota; Agaricomycetes; Polyporales; Phanerochaetaceae
Exons: 5
Coding region: 1-1371 (456 amino acids)
Source: RefSeq, a predicted model, not a curated record